Messenger RNA from Centruroides sculpturatus (bark scorpion), 1985 nucleotides. It is a transcript of the gene Mybbp1A, whose product is annotated as myb-binding protein 1A-like protein. Bases 20 to 1960 code for a protein of 646 amino acids. Lineage: Eukaryota; Metazoa; Arthropoda; Arachnida; Scorpiones; Buthidae. Gene Ontology annotation, cellular component: nucleolus. The record is from RefSeq and is a predicted model, not a curated record. The transcript has 16 exons. Gene Ontology annotation, biological process: regulation of DNA-templated transcription. Gene Ontology annotation, molecular function: transcription corepressor activity; sequence-specific DNA binding; transcription factor binding.
GUGGUCUCACGUUUGAAAAAUGGCGAUUUCCUCGGACGAACACGUGGAAACUGUUACCAAUGGUGCCCAGGAAAAUAUUAAUUAUUUAAAUUCGUCAAGAAUAGAAAAAGUUAAUAAAUUAAUUUUGGAUUCGUUUUAUGAGCUAACAGAUGUCAAUAAAAAGACUAGAUUUAAAGCCGUUGAAAAUAUGUUGAAUACUCUACAAAGGUCAAAAGAAGAUAACACUUCUGAUAUUUCAUACUGCUUACAACGAUUAAUGAAAGGACUAGCUUCUUCAAGAAAAGCUGCUAGACAAGGAUUUGCUGUAAUGCUGACAGAAUUGCUAAGAAAGUUUCCAUCAGUAUCCUUAGAUGAAAUUCUGAGUCUAAUUUCAAAACAUCUUUCAAUCACUGGUGAUAAAAUGGAGAAACGUAAUAAUAUAAUUGGACAAAUAAUUGCAUUUGCUGUCAUUGUUCGUUCAGGAAAAUUUAAAGAAAAUUUGGAAAAAAUGAAUGAAGUUAUAACUUGUCUACAAAAUCUACAAAAGAAAAAUUAUAUGAAAUUAAUUGUGAACAAAUUGUUGGUUAAUAUUUUUAAUCAGGAAUUUGUGAAUUCUAAAUUUUUGAAAAAACAUUGGAAAACAAGUAUUGUUUUGGAUGAAGAAAAUUUUACACAUUUUGUGAGGAUUAUCAAAGAUUCCACCUUGGUACAUCCAACUAUUCAUCCAGUAUGUAAUGUUAUAAUUGAAAAUGCAUUAAAAUUAAGUAAUUUUACUGAAUUUUGGAAGCUAAUCGAUGAAACUUUAUUUGUUCCUGGUCAGCAUGUUAAAAUAUAUCUUGGUUUCCAGUUAAUUAAAAUAAUUCUUCCUCAGUUAAAAAAAGUAUCUUUAGUUAAAAUAGUGUUAUCACCGAACUUCUGUAAUAUGUUCAUCAGAUCAUCUGUAAAUCAACAUAGUUCUCUUAAUAUUGCUGCUUCUGAUAUGUGUGACUUUUUUGUUAAAUAUGUUUCUGAGUGUGACAAAGCUAAGCUUCAACUUGAAGUAUUGAUGAUAUUUAUAAAACAACCUGGUACAAUUGUAUUUGACAAGUUGACAAAAACGAAAACAGUUUCAAACAUUAUACAACAUUUAAAAAGUAAUGCUGUUAAAUCAUUUGCUGAAAUAUUAAAAUCAAUAUUUGUGAACAAUAACAAUGAGAAUGAAGAAGUGUAUAAUGAUCAUACUAGAGGAUUUGCUGUUAAUCAGAUAUCUUUAUUGGUAGGACAUCCAGCUUUAAUAUCAAAUAUUGAUUGGAAAAAAGAGUGUGUUCAGUUUCUUCUUCUUCAUUCAUUUUUUAAAAUCAAACAGCCAUGUGAUGAAGUACCUGAGUCUUCUCAGAUACCAACUGAAAUAUCUGACAAUAUAAGAGAAGUAUGUCUCAAAAGUUUCAUUCGUUCAUUAGAAUUUCUGUUCAGAUCAUCAUCUUCAAAAAAAACAAAUCUUCAGAAAAAAUGUGAAAUGAUGUCUUCCAUUCUUCAUUAUACUAAUACAAUAUUAAAUUUACCAGAUUAUUUCAUUCCUCUUAUAGACAUUAAUCAGAUUAAAGAAUAUUGGGAAGAUGUUAUUACAAUUACCAGCAAAUUGCAAAAACAACAGAAGAAGGAUGGCAAACUACAUGAAAGUUGUGCCUUUCAAACACUUUUUGUCUAUCUUGGUCUUCAAUUAUUUAUUGAUCCAUCUGAAACAAUAGAUAUAUUACAAGAGUUGAAAGAAUGCUGUAAUCAUGCCUUAAUGUACAGAAGAAAAGCAAACAAAUUAGAUUCAACUAAAGAUGAAUCAAAUAAUGAGCCAAGUUGGAUAGAAGUAAUAAUUGAAUUGAUGCUAUCACUUUUGUCUCAGUCUUCACAUUUGACAAGAAGUAUUGUGAUGGCUGUAUUUCCUCUUUUCUGUCCAUUCAUCACUGAAAAUGCACUAAAACAAAUUUUGAAUGUAAGUUUAUAUUAAAUUUAAGUCAGAAUAAUAAUAAUAA